AUGCCGGUUGUUUCGAUAGGAGAUAUUGUCGCUUGCACUCAGAUUGCAUUUCAUCUAUACACCACCCUCACCAGAGGACGAAAGAAUGCCCCUCGAGACAUGAAGGAACUAGAAGCCGUCCUGUUCGGUCUCUAUUGUGCUCUCAGCCACCUCGAAAGAGAGCUUGAGAUCAUUUUGAUUGGGCCUUCGACCAGAGAUGAGCGUAACAUUGUUCAGACUCAACAGCAACUUGAACGAAUGAUUGAAUCUUGCCGAACCAUCCUGGAGGAGCUCGACGAAGCUACCGCAAGCUAUCGGUAUGCUGCCCACGAUCCGCCUCACUCGGUAUCUCGUCCUUCCUAUACAGUGUUUGGCAUAGGUUUCUCUCAGCACCUCAGAGAUCAGGCCAAGGUGCAAUGGCGAAGAGUCCAGUGGUAUCUUCGCAGUGACUCUUUUGCCAAGUACCGAAUGGAGCUUCAGGCACACACUAGUGCUAUCAAUCUUCUGUUGAAUACCAUGACAUGGUCCAACUCCACACGUUCUGGGAAGAUUGGCCGACAACAGAGCCAAAGGUUAGAGCAGAUCGAGCAUACAACAACUCAGUUGAAUGAGAACAUGUGCCGGCUGUUGCAGGUUGUUACCGGCCCACAGACUGGCAAUCCACAUUUGGUUCUUCCUAGCUUGAUUCUUCCAGUAAUGGAGCCCAGGGCUGCCUAUUUUCCAACUGAAAAUUUGAGCCAAUUUAUGGAUGCGUCUCCGUUUGCUCUCGACCCAAGCUCUACUAAUGAGCAGUACCGACAAGAUCUUGCAGCUCCAAUAUGGUCGUUUGUUCCACGGAUCCAGCAUCAGCCACGUCUUCAGGUCUCUGACAUGGCUAGCCGAGUCACUGAGGAGAGCGAGUGUCUAUGA
Molecule: messenger RNA, 888 nt
Organism: Penicillium brasilianum
Lineage: Eukaryota; Fungi; Ascomycota; Eurotiomycetes; Eurotiales; Aspergillaceae
Source: the annotation of a GenBank genome assembly